Molecule: messenger RNA, 417 nt
Organism: Paramecium tetraurelia
Lineage: Eukaryota; Ciliophora; Oligohymenophorea; Peniculida; Parameciidae
Exons: 1
Source: RefSeq, a predicted model, not a curated record
AUGUCGAAAUUUAGCAAAACAAGAACCAAAAUUGCAUAGAAUUGUUAGAACAACAAUAAGAAUUAAGUAUUUACUAAAUUUCUUUUUUAUUUAGCGUUGUUUUACAAUUAUUUCAGAGAUUGCAUGGCAAGAUAAAUAAGAGAAUAAAGAACUAGCAAACCAAGCUCCAUUAUUAGUGAUUCCUUAAAAUUUGCAAUCUAAUUGAUAUUUAUAUUGAUUUUACAUCCAUCUGUCAUGCAGUUUUACUAAUUAGGAUUACUUUCUUAAUUGAUUUCCUCUUCCUUUUUUGAAAAUUAACAAUAUUCAAGUGAAUCAGCACUAUCAAUUUUUUCUGAGUAAAAGAAAGGUCCAAUAGUUUAUGGAACAAAAAAAAUGAGCAAAACUAUCACUUAGAAGAAAUAUAAUCUAUAAGCUUGA